Messenger RNA from Solea senegalensis (Senegalese sole), 5024 nucleotides. Its product is annotated as guanine nucleotide-binding protein G(s) subunit alpha-like. The transcript is spliced from 12 exons. Gene Ontology annotation, biological process: sensory perception of chemical stimulus; adenylate cyclase-activating dopamine receptor signaling pathway. Bases 1599 to 2759 code for a protein of 386 amino acids. Gene Ontology annotation, cellular component: heterotrimeric G-protein complex. Gene Ontology annotation, molecular function: GTPase activity; insulin-like growth factor receptor binding; mu-type opioid receptor binding. The record is from RefSeq and is a predicted model, not a curated record. NCBI's taxonomy places the organism in Eukaryota, Metazoa, Chordata, Actinopteri, Pleuronectiformes, Soleidae.
GCCGUUCUUCGUUCCCAGGGUUCCGUGAGAGCCGUUUGCCCCACCCCACCUCUUCAGCGCUAUCUAUCUCAAUGUACAAUUGUCAGAGAAAAAACGGGGGCAAAAAUAAUUCAGAGUAAAACAGCAAAACUGAUAUAUUUCCCUCAUUUUCUCUCCGGAGCGGCGGAGCGAAGCGGAGCGGACGCGGCCUCACUGGCGGUUAAGAUGAGCGUGUGUCGCCGCUGGAUCAGUGAUUGAAAACACCGCGGUAUGUUCAUGUAUCAUGCACAUGUAAUCUACCACAAUCUACCACACGGAUUCUGAGGGAAUACAAAAAAAGGAGAGAGCGGAGAGACUUGACAGCGAGCUGUACCUGCGCCAGACCGGACUAAAUAACGGAGGAUUUCCGCGAAUAUCACCUGGAUAUUGCGUUUGAUUCAAGGACAUCCAGCUGCCAAACGCCGCCUGCCGUUGCUCGUCCGGAGAAGCUUCCCGAUGUGAGGAGAAAUACAAAUUAACGUUAACGGGAAGAAAAGGGGGUGAGACCAAGAAGGGGCCUCUCUCGUUGUUUUAGGUCUGGUCAAACCCUGUGAAAAGCCGAGCACUAAUAUCUGUGGACGAGGGGAGAGGAAAUCAUUUUUGACAUCGGCUAAAAACAGGAUAUAAUUGAUAAGGUUGCAAAGCAGCCCACCCCCACCCACCCGUUUAGAAAAGGUGUAUAAUGUGACGGAUUUGCGAUAGAGACAUAAGCCCUGAUGUAGCCUGAUGAUUCACAUGUCGUCAUUUUAAGAGAGAGAGAAAAUAUUUAUUUGUAUUUUUCCUCACUCGCCCUUCUUGAUGUGCUCUGCUUAGGUGGAGAUCUGGUUACAAACAGCCUCUCAAAUAAUAUUAAUCUAAUAUAUAUCUAUAGAUUUAUAUAUAAAGAGGGGGAAAACGGUGGAGGAAAAUUAGGGCUUUGGUUUGUGAGUGGAAAUGAAUUGAAUGGCAGUGUGAGAUAAUCUGCCAAAGAUGGGCUCAGGAAGAGGAAAUUAAAACACACAAGCGUAUAUACUAUAUGAGAUGAACAAAAUAGCUUUUGUGUUGAAUUAAAAGGAACCGUUGAAGGGAAACAGGAGCACCGACGUUCAUCCAUGUGCACUGGCAGGCUGGAAAUCUCACAUCCACUCUCAUAUCAGUGUUGAUGACUUCAUUGCGGAUUUACAGUGAAAAACACGGGAGUCCAGCGUCUGAGAGGGUGGCAUCGUUGCUCUGCUCCUCUCCCACUCAUCGCUUGUUGAUUAAUUGCCAGUAAAUAGCCACAUCCACGCGUUACAUACUGUGCCAAAGCCUGGUGGGGCCCCGUCGUCUACCAGCAGCUGACAGGAUUACAGCUGCUUCAUCUGCAUCUGGCAACCUAAAUGUCACCCAUUUUGAGUCAGGUGCUGCUCCUCUGCUGGGCCAGUCGAGGAAUUUAGGAUCCAUUGAUUUUUUUUUUUUUCUUCUGAUCAUCAACACCGUCCCCUCCUUCCUUCUGUCCUCCCUCCCUCCCUCCCUCCACCCACCUGCACUCACACACACCAACCAACCAACCGACCAACCAUCCUGCCUACCCCUGAACCUGCCACUGGGUUUUUGGGAAGAUGGGCUGUCUUGGCAAUAGUAAGACUGAAGACCAACGAAAUGAGGAGAAGGCACAGAGGGAAGCCAACAAAAAAAUAGAGAAGCAGCUCCAAAAAGACAAACAGAUAUACCGUGCCACUCACCGGCUACUGCUGUUAGGGGCCGGUGAAUCCGGGAAAAGCACGAUAGUCAAGCAGAUGCGAAUACUGCAUGUAAAUGGCUUCAACGCAGAGGAGAAAAAACAGAAAAUCCGUGAUAUUAAGAACAACAUUAAAGAAGCUAUAGAGACGAUUGUGACCGCCAUGAGUAUGCUCACACCGCCAUGUCAGUUAGCCUGUCCUGCAAACAAAUCCAGAAUUGAGUACGUCCUCAACCAAGUCAACCUGAAGGAUUUUGAGUUUCCCUCGAGUCCUUCUGUCUCUUUCCAGGAGUUUUAUGACCAUACAAAGAGCCUCUGGCAGGACGAUGGUGUGCAGGCCUGCUGGGAAAGAUCCAAUGAAUAUCAGCUCAUCGACUGUGCACAGUACUUCUUAGACCGGAUAGAUGUGGUCAGGCAGAAUGACUACACACCCACCGACCAGGACCUGUUGAGAUGCAGAGUACUGACAUCUGGGAUCUUCGAGACAAGAUUUCAAAUAGACAAAGUCAAUUUCCAUAUGUUCGAUGUUGGAGGUCAGAGGGAUGAGCGUAGGAAAUGGAUCCAAUGUUUUAAUGACGUGACAGCCAUCAUCUUUGUGGUGGCGAGUAGCAGCUACAACAUGGUGAUCAGAGAAGACAAUCAGACCAACAGACUACAGGAAGCGCUCAACCUUUUCAAGAACAUCUGGAACAACAGGUGGCUACGGACCAUCUCUGUAAUCCUCUUCCUGAACAAACAGGACCUGCUCGCUGAGAAGGUUUUGGCAGGGAAGUCGAAAAUUGAAGAUUAUUUCCCUGAGUUUGCACGCUACACUACACCUGAUGAUGCAAUACCAGAGCCAGGCGAGGAUCCCCGUGUUACGAGGGCCAAGUACUUUAUCCGGGAUGAGUUUCUGAGGAUCAGCACAGCCAGCGGGGACGGGCGGCAUUACUGUUACCCCCACUUCACGUGCGCGGUCGACACAGAAAACAUCCGCCGCGUCUUCAAUGACUGUCGCGACAUCAUACAGAGGAUGCACCUACGGCAGUAUGAGCUCUUGUGAUGGGGAGUAGCAUCCAGGCGACUUAUUUACCCACCGACUGACCUACCUACCCCCCCACCCCCACCACCAGUUAGCCAAUCACCCCCUUACACUUCCACCAAUUUCACCAAACUGAGGGAACAAGCCAGCGGCUGAGCAACUGCCCUCCGCUCCUCUCCGCCCUGACACAACUUCUUCCGAUAACACAGUUUCAGAAAAAGAGAACAGUGGAAAGAUGUUUCUUUUCUUUUUUUUUUUUUAAUAAAAGGAAAAACAGUUAAGGAUGCACCAACAAAAGUUUCAUCAGUGAUUAGCCAGGACUCAUCGCUGUUCUGACCCAGGAAGGAGGGUCGAGACUGGAAUCCCUUUGUGUGGACUUUUGCUCCUUUAAGGUCUCGUUCUCUCUCAGAUAUAUGAACACACACUCGCUGGUACACACACAGACUACAGCAUUAGACAGUCAACAACCCCAUAAGUAGGAUUUAAUAUCCCGCAUCCCAUGCACACACACACACACACAGAGACCCAUUUUCAACCAGGUCCUCCUGCUUUUAACAGUACGCAGAGGCUGGAUUAACUAAUGCAUCUGUAAAGAGAGAGAGGUAGUUUAUUCACCGUGUGCUGAAGGAAAGGAGAAGAAGAAAAAGAUAGACGUGGAAGGCAGCAGCGCAGGGUUGUUAGCCCUUUUUAUUUUUUUUUUCUUCUUCCACUCGUGUCCGAGGAUGGAGAAACCAGUAAAAGCAGAAAACAAUUUAAAAACUGAAAAAAAGAAAGUGAAAAAACACACACACCACACAAUGCAUAAAUUCAUGCAUACCAGUGAACUUCAUGCAGUGCAAAAAAUACAAGCUAUAUAUAUAGAUAUUUAUAUACGAGUGUGUGUGUGUGUGUGUGUGUGUGUGUGUGUAUAUAUAUAUGCAUAUAUAUGUAUAUAUGCAUAUAUAUAAUAUUCCUGUAAUAACACAAUUCAACUUUUUUGUUAAUUUUAACCCCAUGUUGUGUGUUGGUGUAUACUGUGUGCGUGUGUGAGAGAGAUCUGCCUUUGUGCACUAUUUAACCCCCACUCCCCUGCACACAUACACACACACAUAGACACCCUGCUCCCCUCAGCUCUCCUCCCACACCCCCCUACUGCCAUAUGACAAAUACUCAACAUACGGCAAGUGAGAAGAGACUAGAGCUUUUAUCUAAUAAGGAGAGAAAAAAAGGACAAAAGGAAAAAGCAUGAUGUAAAGGUUAAAGACAGGACGGGAUGCAACAUUUUCACCUGGGAACGCCCACCCCCACACACACACACACAUGCUCCAGCCCUCACCAGCCUCUCCCCUCCCCUCCCCUCAGCUGUUGUCUUGUUCUCUCACCUCUCCCAGUCCCACGUCCUCCACCUGUCCCCCGGCUUUAAGUACGUCUGUCUUUACUUUACUGCUGGACUAUUAUUCUUGUACAGACUGUAAAAUGUAUUAUUUUGUACAACUUUAUUGAAGAAAAAAAAAAUAACUUGUAGAAGAUCCCUGUGCCUUGAUCACGACUGUACAUGUAAAAAUGAGCUAAUAUGUAAGUUAUGUUUCCACUGCGCUGUACAGCUGGACAGGUCUGUCCCACCUCGUCCGUGCUAGCUCACCCCUCCGCUAGGACCUGUGGGGAGGGGCUUCGGAUCGGGGCGGAGGCCUUUUGUCUGUCGCUUUAGUUUCCUCUUUUUUUUUUUCUCCCCCCCCUCCCCCCCACGUUUGUUUUGUUUGUUUGUUUAUUCAUUUGUUUUGCUUUUGCUCUCCUUUGGUUUCUAUAAUAGGAUUUGAAGAAAAGAAAAAAAAAAAGAUAAUCAGACACAUCACCUUAAUGCUGCGUAGUGAACGAUACUGAACCAUAACACAAUUUAAUAUAUAUAAAAUAUAUUUCAGAUUUUAUAUUUUAUAUAUAUGUACUGUACACUUAUAUCUAUCUCCCUUGUGAGCUGUCCCACAGCUGUCCUUUGCUUUCUUGUCAGUAACAUCUGCAUAGAAGGUGGCCAUUCUGGGUGCAGUGGGAUGGGUUUGAUUGAUUUCUUCUUCUUUUUUUUUUUUUUUUUUUAGCUUGAACUCUUUUAAAGGAGAAGGAAAUAUCCAAUUGCAAAACAUUGCUUGUUUCUACAUAAACCAAAUUCUUUUUGCUUAAACAAGAAAAAAAAAACUGUUUUAGUGUUUGGUUCAUUCUCAUGUCAGUAUAACUGUAUCUGAGGUCCACAUUACACGCUUAUAACAAACACCUCAGCUUGUACAACAGUCCUGCAAUAAAUGCAACGUUCAUUCA